AAAUAUUUUUACAAUUUUAAAGUAAAGCUAAUAAUUAAAAUUUAAAGUAAAACUAAUAAUAAAGUUAAAGAAUUAUGUCUGCAAAUAUUAAAAACUGGUCGCCUGCAGAAGUAGCCAAAUGGCUGUUAGAUAAUGGAUUUAAUGAAAAGACUGCAGCCGAAUUUGAAAGGCAUGAAUUAACUGGUGACUAUUUAUGUGACCUUACAGAGCAAAUGCUGACAGAGCUUUUACCUUUAAUAAAAGAUCGGAUAAAAUUUAUUCGUCUUUUGAAAACAACAAAACAAUCUGUUUCAGCAACAUUAGAUAAUUCUGAAUCUAGCUAUACUGCAGUUGUAUCAAGUGUUAUUAGUGUAAAUAAUGAAAAGGGCGAAACAACAAACAGUGGCAGUUUUCCAGAAAUUGAAGAAGCUGAAUGUGUACAUAGCCAGGUGCAAGAAUUUCCUUUUGUAUAUCAGUUGCCACUUUUUCAGGAUAAUGUUGUAGCUAAGCUACAAUGUCAAGACAAGGCUAGUUUUGGUUUAGGCUCAAAAAGCAAAGCACUCUUAAUUGAUGCACUAUUUGAUGACUUAAAAAGGCGUGAUAUUUUGUAUCCAACCAGAAGAAUAUAUUCUGCUGUUAGCUCAGCAGUUAUAUUAAAAUAUCUUUUUUUGGCUGAUUAUGAUGGAAGUAGUGUAAUGCAAUUACCAUUACCAUUUUAUAUAUUAUUGAUUAUAUUUAUAUUUGUCAUCAUUUGUUAAAUAAGAAAAUUGUAUUGUAAAAUUUAAUAUAUAUGUCUAUUUCACAUUUUAAAUAAGUAAUUUGAGUUUAGAAUACUAUUAGAGUAGCUCUUCGAAGGAAAUUUAAAAAAUACAGACAACCCCUUUGUAGCGAAAUUUCAAUUGCUGUAACAAGAGAAAAAUUUGGAAGGCCUGGUGUUUCGGGAAGAAAACGAAAAGUAGAUCAUGUUGAAAUUAAUCAUCCUGACAACAGUACCCUCUCAAAAACAGCUCGAGUUAAGAUGUUAAAAGUAUAUCAUGUCAAAAAUGUAUAUUUUGGUUACUGUUCACAAGCUGAUUGUUGUAAGAUAAUAUACCACUCUAUGUACAGUUGUAACUUCUUUUUAUUAGUUGGCUAAUGUGGUACAAGGUGAGGAUGACAUAAGCAUAAAAAAACAUCAAGAUGCUUUAAAAAAAGAAAUAAAAAAACAGACACCAAGCUUUGAUAUAAUCAAAGAUAAAAUGAAAAGAGCUUGUGAGUACAGACAACUUUUCUGCCAUGCCCACACAACUGCAGAAGUUCUGGAAGAAUUUCCGUGUUUAUGACUAAAUAUUUUUUUUACAGCAGAUGUGCUUUUGCUGUAUGGUGUAGAUGUAACCAAUUUAAAAAUGAAAUUUCUAACCCUUUAUGAUGGUGUGAUCAAAAAAGCAGCCAAAAGAUGCAAAAAAUAUUGUAAAUAUUCAAGAAUGAUAAACAAAUAUUUAGAAGAAACUUUGGACAAUGAUAAACAACAGGAUUGGAAGGUGAUGUUUGUUACAUUGCUGUUACCCUCAUUAUUUGGGGAGAAAGAAGAAUUGUUUUUUCCCUUACCAAAGCAGCAAAUACCACUUAGUCCAGUCAUAUUGUCACAAGACGACGAGUGGAAUAUAUCAGUCGACAAGGAAGUUUUGUUUCCUAAAACUAUUUGCACUUUUUCCGCGGCUUUUCAAGCAUGGUUUGCAGCAUUUUGGAUAUUCAGCAUUGAAUUCUCAAAAGGAUUGUCCAAUACAUAUCAAUUUUUAGAAAAAGUGCUUCUUGGUGGGAAAGGAAAAGUGCCAAAUAUUGUCAGCAAAUGGGGCAACCGUCUUUGGCACUAAGUUUUAUGACUUUUGUUUUUUGUCUGUUUUUGUUGUAAAUCUUUAUAAUUUAUUUAUGUUUUUUUGUCACUAAAUUCGAAAAAACUUCUGAAUAUUUGCAAUAUUUCUAAA
Molecule: messenger RNA, 1943 nt
Organism: Hydra vulgaris (swiftwater hydra)
Lineage: Eukaryota; Metazoa; Cnidaria; Hydrozoa; Anthoathecata; Hydridae
Source: RefSeq, a predicted model, not a curated record